Messenger RNA from Sitophilus oryzae (rice weevil), 5736 nucleotides. RefSeq names its product protein eyes shut-like. Lineage: Eukaryota; Metazoa; Arthropoda; Insecta; Coleoptera; Curculionidae. Gene Ontology annotation, cellular component: protein-containing complex; plasma membrane. The record is from RefSeq and is a predicted model, not a curated record. Gene Ontology annotation, biological process: establishment or maintenance of epithelial cell apical/basal polarity; heterophilic cell-cell adhesion. Gene Ontology annotation, molecular function: calcium ion binding.
UGGCCAGAAAACCCCUUUCCGGGUUUUCAUCGCAAGGGGGUGAGGGUGAGAGAUAGUUUUCCAGUAGAAGGGGUAGGAUAGUGUUGUGAAGCGUGAAAAUUUUUGCCUGGGAAAACUUGAGACUUGAAGUAAAGAAAAAAUAAGUUUUUUUUGGUAAAACAAGGUUGGAUAUUAAGCAUGCGUUAUGCCUCGACUGGAUAGCACCAGACCAAGGUUCCUUUGGCUGGUACUGUUCCUAUCAAACAUCAACCCAAUCUACAAUGGAUUCGCAUGUCUUAGUAAUCCAUGUCUUCACGGAGUGUGCUUGGAUGACCUGAACUCAACUUAUUUCUGUUAUUGCAUAGACGGAUACACCGGAUUACAAUGCCAGACGAAUUGGAACGACUGUUGGUCAUCGCCUUGCCAAAAUGGCGGAGUUUGUAUCGAUGGAAUUGCCAGUUUUAACUGUACAUGCCCACCAGGAUUUGUAGGGGAUUUAUGUGAAGAUGAUUUCAACGAAUGCGAGAGCAAUCCUUGCUGGAACAACGGGAGUUGUAUAGAUGGCCCUAACGGCUAUUUAUGCCAAUGUCCUGUUGGAUAUUCUGGAGUCCAUUGCGAAAUUGAUAUAGCUGUGUGCAAUAUUACCGAAGAAGCAAGAUGCUUCAAUGGAGGAGUUUGCGUUGAAGGUCCAGGAGAUACAUUUUCGUGUAGAUGUCAACCAGGCUGGGAUGGAAUACUGUGCAAUAAUGAGAUAGAUGAAUGUAUGUCAGCUCCCUGUCAAAAUGGAGGUGUUUGCAUCGAUCUACACGCAGACUAUGAAUGUGCUUGUCUUUUUGGAUAUACCGGACAUAACUGUGAAGAAGUAAUGCAAAUAUGCAAGGAAAGCCCGUGUAAAAAUGGCGCCCUUUGUAUUCUGGAAGAAAACCAUUCUACUUGCUAUUGUGUCCCAGAUUUUCACGGGGAACUCUGUGAACUUCAAUAUGACGAAUGUCAGCUUGGACCCAGGUGUCUAAAUGGAGGAACUUGUAUAGAUGGCAUAGACAAUUUUACUUGUUCUUGUCCGCCUAAUCUUACUGGAGUUUUAUGCGAGUGCCUUAUCGUGGAUAACAAUCAGUUAGAUUGUACUUAUAUCGUACCACCUACUACAACAAUUGCAUAUUCUAAUGUAACCAUGAGUACAAUCAUAUCAAGCUUGGACACAACUACUGAAACAUCUUCUGCAAAACCCAUACUGCCAUCAGAAACAACUACAUAUCCAGAAACGACUACCCUUCCUUGGUGUAUUACCCCUAGUACUAAAACAGAACGCCCCAAUAUCACCACUACAUCCGCUACAAUAUACUCAACAGAACUAUCUACUUCUACCUUGCAAACAACGGAAAUUGUUACAUCUACUACUGUACCUGAAAUUGUGAUUAGUAUUGAAAGUGUUGAAGGAACUACUUUGGAGGGAAGUACUGUUUCAGCUACGACUGAAAGUGAAGUAACUUCAAGAACAUUCUUUACAGAAACAGAAAUAUCCACAACUGCCGAAACUACAACUAUACUGCCAAUAUCGCCCACUACUACAGAAGCUGAAGAACAAACUACAUCUACCUAUGUCACUGAACUUACAGAAACUACUAGUAUAGCUACAGGAACUGAAGAAACUUUAACUUAUUCUACAGAACAUCCUGUAUAUUCUACCAGUGAUAUGUCUUCCUCUGAGUGGACUACCGUUCUAUCAACUUCUACUGAACUGUUUGAAACAACAGCAACAAAUAUACCAGAGACAUCAACUGAAAUUAAAUACACUACACUGCCUGACAUAGAUAUAGAGUCAUCUACAAUAGCAGCUACGUCAGCAGAAGCUGAGACCUCGUUUAUGACUACAAUAGAAAGCACAUAUACAGAAUAUAGUACUUCAAGUACAAUCCCUUCCACAAUUUCAACCUUCUUUACUGAGGAACCAAAAGGAGGUGUCGUCACAACUACAACCGAGUUAACCACACUAUCAACACUGCCUGGAGUUAGUCCCACGAAAGUUUCAACAAGUGAAGGUACAACUGUAAAUAUUAUUGAUUGUACCCUACCUGAUAAACGGUGCCAAAAUGGGGGUACUUGCGUUUUUAUUGAUGAAGCUCAUAAGUGCAUGUGUCCCUUCGAUGCUGAAGGCCCUUACUGUGAAAUAAAGUUAGGAAUAAAAAAUGCAGCUUUUACAGGAAAUAGUUAUUUGUCGCAUCUUUUACCGGAAGGAAGAAACGUUUCUAUAGAAUUCACUGCAAAAACUUUGUCCAGUACAGGCAUUUUAUUCUACACGACGUUGGACGAAACCUACAUGGCCCUGUAUAUUGAAAACGGGUAUCUAGUGUUCAAAUUUUCGUGUGGGUACCAAACCAUGUUGCUCAGCGAACUUAAUGUUCCAGUUAACAAUGGUUACAACAUGAAAAUCAAAGCUAUUUUGGAGUUUUCCAAAAAUCUAACCCACUGCGAGGCACUGAUAAAAGUUAACGACACCCUGACAAUGACAGGGGACCAGACAGCUAUGAUAAACAAACUUCUAACUCCUUCAGCUUGCCUCCAUCUUGGAAAUAUACCAAACAGUUUGACAUAUGAGAACAUUCCAUCUGGAGGUUUCAUUGGGUGUAUGUCUGACUUAAAAGUUCACGGGAGGAACGUAUACAUAUAUAAAGACGCUGAAGAUGGUUACGAAAUAUCCGAAUGCUCUUCUUUAGCCUGUUUAUCAAAUCCCUGUAAAAACGGAGCAUCCUGUAUAUCCUCAGGUGAAAAAUGGAGAUGUCGAUGCAAGAACGGGUUUUUAGGAAAUAUAUGUGAAUUAUCAAUAUGCGAUGAUAAUCCAUGUUUAUAUGGUGGUACUUGUAUUCCAUUUUCUAGCAGUGGUUACUUGUGUCUGUGCCCAUACGGCAAACACGGACACUUUUGCGAGAACGAUUUGAAAAUUACUGAACCUUACUUUUCAUCCUCUGUGCGUGGGUUAUCAUCGUUCAUAACAUACCCUCUACCAGAAGGUGUAUCUCAAAACAUGGAAAUCAGAUUUAGAAUUGUACCAACUACAAUAGAUCAGAUUGCUUUGUUACUGUUUAUGGGUCAAGAGGGCCAGCAUGACGCUUUUUCUGACCAUCUGGCAGUCAGUUUUGUUAAAGGAUACAUUAUGCUGACUUGGAACAUGGGAUCUGGCCCUAGAAGAAUAUUUACUUCUCAGCCCAUUGAAAAGGGAGCUACUGACUAUUUAAUACAAGUUGGAUACACUGGAAGAAGAGCCUGGUUAUCAGUUGAAAAUUUAGGAAACGUAACUGGAAGAUCACCAGGAAAUUCAGUUCAGUUAGACAUAAUUCCAUUUUUGUAUUUAGGUGGACAUCACACUAGAAAUUUUUCAACCUUGCCACAUGAUCUACCAUUUCACACAGGGUUCUCAGGGUGUAUAUUCGAUCUGGAACUUCGAAUGGGUACCAUAGUUCUGCCACUCCAAGGAGCUCUUAGAGCUGUUGGUAGAGCUGUAGGACAAUGUGGUACCACUGAAUGCUAUGACAGGAGCUGUCAAAAUGGAGGAGCCUGUCUACAUCAUGGAAACACGUUCAUGUGUUUAUGUCAAGAUGACUGGUAUGGUCCUUUGUGUUCUUCAAGAAAUAACCUUUGUGAUAAAAAUAUAACUAAAUGUUCGGACAGUUCAAGAUGCGUUCCCCUUUUGACAGAUUAUGAAUGUGACUGUCCGUUCGGACAGACAGGGAGAUAUUGCGAAAAAAAUCAAACACUUACAGACCUAAGCUUUACAGGAAUACGAUCAUAUGUCCGCAUACAUCCUGUUAUCGUUCAUAAUAACAAAUUUAAUAUUGAGAUUGAAAUAAGAACUUUAAAAGAUACAGGUACAAUUCUUUUUGUAGGCAGCAGAGACUCAAGUUUUCUAUGUCUAACCCUACAAAACGGAUUAUUAGAACUAAAUAUUCAUUCAGCGAGAACACGAUCAAAUUCUCAAGAUCAUUUGGUUGUGAGAAGUUCAAAGUUGCUCUUAAAAGGUGUAUGGCACAAAGUACAGUUUGGUGUUUUUGGAAGAAAAGUGUAUUUGUACGUAGAUCACAUAAUCAAUAUUGGAGUUCUGGGCCAUGGAUUCACUUUAAGUAUUCCAAACAGCAAUCUAUUUCUGGGUGGUUUACCCGAUAUGUCCCAGUUACCAAUAUCGGUUUCAAGCAAUCUUCCAGAACCAUUUAAAGGAUGCUUAAGGCAUCUUUCUGUAGAUGAAGAUAUUAUUCCACUUAUUCCCGAAAAUAUCCUGGAUGCAAGAAACGUCGGAGAUUGUGAUGGAACACCCUGUGGAGCGGAGAGUUGCCUACACGGUGGAACAUGUUGGUUAGAUUCGUUCUUGGUACCGCACUGCUCGUGUAUUGAACCGUACUAUGGCAAAAAAUGCGAACUAGUAUCAAAGUGUUCGGAUAAAACAUGCAAAAAUGGCAUCUGUCAAAACGCAACCUGUCUAUGUCGAGUUGGUUUUGAAGGAGGAAUUUGUGAGACUGAAAUCGAAGUAAAGCAACCUUCUUUUACAGGCCAAAGCUAUCUAAUAGAAAAACUAAAAGAUAAAAAAAGAAACAUCAGAGAUAUGGAGCUUCAAACAUUAUCUCUGAACUUUACUACUGCCAAAAACGACGGACUUAUACUGUGGACCAAAAAAAACAAAAAUUUUGUGGGUAUAGGACUUGAAAAUGGAUAUUUAAAAAUUGUUAUUUCUUCAUAUGAUGGUAAAGAUAAAUUUAUAGAUAUACCCCCGUAUUAUAAAGUAUCAGACGGUUUGUGGCAUAAUAUUGAGCUAAAAUUACUUCCAUUUUUGUUAAAAAUUGAUGGAAAAACAAUAAAAGUUAAAGUUGAUAAAAAUUUAGGUUUAUUGAGUGUGGCACUGGAUGGGAUAUUUUUUAUUGGAGGGUUACCAUCAAACAUGAGUUUAAUCAAAGAGACCGAUGGUUUAUUUCACGAAAAUUUUGAUGGAUGUGUUGACAGUUUUGGAACCAAUAUGGAAACCUCAGUGACAGAUUUUUCACGUGCUGAAGGGUUUAAUGUUAAUAGUUGUAUAGUAACUUAAAAAAAUUAAAAAAUGUACCUAUACAUUAUGUUCCCGGGUUGUCUGUGUAUAGGUGGCUACACACACUACUGCAAGCUUGACAACCAUGCAUGAACAAUCUUUUUGUACAAGCAAACUGUAGCGUCUGUAGGGAAAAUUUGCGCAAGCUUUUUAAUUGUGCAAGCCGCUUGAUGAUUGAUUGAAUUUGAAUCAUGCUAGCUUGGGCAAGCCAUGCUUGCGCAAGCGAAACUGUACGUGUGUACCACACGUAUUCAGCUUGUACAAACAAUUAGUUCAGUCCGUGAUCGUAAGUGACCUGUACGUCGCGUCGCCAUCAUGUCUAGCGAUCUGACAAGUAGCAAUCGAGGAUUAUUGGAAGAUUUUAUUCGCGCAUACGAAAAUCAGCCGGUAUCUUUGGCGAAUUAAAUCACUAGAAUAUCAUGAUAGGGUGAAGAAGGAUGCAGCAUACAAAAUUUUACUUAAUAAGUAUAGAUUAAUUGACAGCCAAGCCGAUAAGGAUGCCGUUAUUAAAAAGAUAAAUGCCUUCAGGAUUCCUUCUUCUUUUUCGCGGCAUAAACUAAAGCUUGUUCAAGCAUGCAUGUACCAUAGUAUAAGGAAACUAGUAGCUUUACUCCUUGUCAAAUCCUUUGUUCUUUUUCUGCCACUUUAUAUGACCUUGUUCUCGCCUCCCGUGACCACUGACGUAGCUG